Molecule: messenger RNA, 396 nt
Organism: Fusarium vanettenii 77-13-4
Lineage: Eukaryota; Fungi; Ascomycota; Sordariomycetes; Hypocreales; Nectriaceae
Exons: 4
Coding region: 1-396 (131 amino acids)
Source: RefSeq, a predicted model, not a curated record
AUGGAUAAGAACGGUUUUGUUAAAGAUGAUGCCGCCUACAGUGAUGCGAGCAAGGCGUUGACUUUCUUGCACAUGCCACCGACCAAGUACCACAACCCAAGCCUUACCAAAGAAGAACAAGAGGUGACGGACCAGCUCUACCGUGGCUGGCUCCAUUACUGGAACCAUGAGUCGCGCCAGGACUUUGCCAACGGCAUGAAUGGAGCACGCCGCUUCUAUGACUUUGAAGACAUGCUGAGCUAUGACAUGUUUGGCAACACCAUCCGAGGCAGCUUCAAGGAGCACUUUGAGUCCAUCUUCCCAUACUGGAACGAUGGGCACAUGGAGUACAAGGACUUCGAAGUCACUGCCCUGUCCAAAGACUUUCAGGAGGACUGGGAUCGCGAGGAAGAAUAG